Clupea harengus (Atlantic herring) is the source of this 900-nucleotide messenger RNA. Its product is annotated as reelin domain-containing protein 1. Gene Ontology annotation, cellular component: membrane. The coding region runs from base 1 to 900 and encodes 299 amino acids. The record is from RefSeq and is a predicted model, not a curated record. Lineage: Eukaryota; Metazoa; Chordata; Actinopteri; Clupeiformes; Clupeidae. The transcript is spliced from 4 exons.
AUGAUGAUCCUGCAAUCCCUGAAGAGGGGGUGGUGUGAGUGUGUGUUGUGGAGUGUGUGUGUGUGCGUGCUCUCCGGCUGUGCCUCAGGCUUCUCUCACGGAGCCUCGACGUCGUCCUGUCGGGAUUUGAAGCCUGGGCACGUCUCCAUCCCCAUAGUGACUCUGCGUAGCUCACGGGCCUUCAUGGGCUUCAUGCUGCAGGUUCGCUCCCUGCGGGGCGAGCGCGUGGUGGGCGAGUUCCUGAGGCCGCCCCCAGGCACCCAGCGCAUGAGCUGCUCCGGGCAGGGAGACACACUCACACACUCCGACAAGCUGCUCAAGAGGAACAUGUCCUUCACAUGGAGGGCCCCGGACCAGCCCAGCGGGGACGUGCGCUUCUAUAUAACAGUGGUCCAGUCCUACUUUGUGUACUGGUCACGGAUCCAGUCAGACGUGGUGCAUGAUGGUCUGGUGCGCCAGACUACCAGCCUAAGCAGUCUCACAUUUAGCUCAGACGCCAUCACCCCUCUAACCCCCCCACCCCGACCCGCCUAUCCUCACCCAAGCCAGACUGCUCCACCACCCCCUCCUGGGAUCUCCAGACCUCCGGCCACAGAUGGCACGCCCAGGCACAUGGCCUCGGAGCUGGGUGUACUGCUGGGCUGUUCGGCCGGCCUGGGCGUGCUGCUGACGCUGGGGCUGCGGUGCCUGCACCGGCGGUGCUGCCGCAAGCGCAGCGAGGUGUGCCUGAGCGAGCGGAGCCGGCGGUGGGAGGGCGAGUGCGGCGUCGUCCAGGUGCAGGAGUACGGCUGUGGCGGCGGCGGUGGCGGGGGGGAGCUGGUGCAGGUGCGCAGGAUCCGCCAGAACAGCCUGCUGCUGCUGCAGACUGAGUACAACCUCAUAACGCCACCAGGGAACUGA